Jaminaea rosea is the source of this 3834-nucleotide messenger RNA. RefSeq lists its product as hypothetical. Bases 1 to 3834 code for a protein of 1277 amino acids. The transcript is spliced from 3 exons. Gene Ontology annotation, molecular function: phosphopantothenoylcysteine decarboxylase activity; FMN binding. Lineage: Eukaryota; Fungi; Basidiomycota; Exobasidiomycetes; Microstromatales. The record is from RefSeq and is a predicted model, not a curated record. Gene Ontology annotation, biological process: coenzyme A biosynthetic process. Gene Ontology annotation, cellular component: phosphopantothenoylcysteine decarboxylase complex.
AUGGCUUCUCAGGCAGACGAGUCGAAGCAGCCAGGCUGCGAGGACGGUCAGACAACAAUGGAAGCAACGCAAUCAAGCGCCGAUACUCAAGCGACGACAUCAGCUGGGUCUCACCUCGCGUCCAACGACACGCCAGCCAUCAAACUCGUCGACUCAGCAUCAACGAUCCCUACAACUCCCACGACGGAGCCACCGAGCAUCAACUUCGCAGCGUCGUCACCAGGCACUCCAAGCCAGAGCUACUCAAAUCUUUCGUAUGCUCCACGGCAGUCACCCUUGGUCCACGCCCGCCGGUUAGGCAGCGGCGCCUCAACUCCUAAGCAGACCGCCAGCGAUGCAUCGUCGGUUGCCGCCAAGGCAUUGCCCGCUGAGCCAGUGACGAGCUCUUUGAGCCCUUCAACCGACGAAACCUCGAGCGCACAUGCCGAAGCCGCAGCCAAGGCGCGGGCGGACCAUCGCCAAAUGAUGCAAGAGGUAGUGGCAAAGUGCACGGAUCUCGGUCUCAACGCUACGACGAGCCCUGGAUGGCCAUUGCUGGUCAAGCUUGCAGAGGCUUCAGAUGGCGAAUGGAAGGAGCUAGCUGAACUUGUCGGGGAAGGAGAUGCUACUCUAUUACUCCCACUGUCAAGCAAACCAUCUUCUGUAGCGUCAAAGGGGACUCUCGGACCGAAUAGCGACGAGCCACUCCCUGCUCCUUCACUUUCUUACGCUUAUGACCAUAUCCUCAUCGGACCUGGUCCUCGUGCAGCGCUUUCCAUCGGCGAGUAUAAUGCAGCAGGCGUGUCGUCGAAAGGCUUCGCCACACUCUCAGGGCUACGAGGGGUCAUCGAGGAAGAUCGCUCCUCGGAGCCCUCGCGCACUAAGCUGACGAUCAAGAGCUUCAUCUGCCGACGAGACCGCGGCUGGGUAUCAGAGCUCAAGAACAAGGGUGCCAGACGGCAAUUGUUCACCUCCCUCCCUCCCCUGCCCAAGCCUAGCUGCACCGACUAUCCCUUCCCCAACUACACCCUCACAAACGCACAAGACUUGACCCUACCCGCAGCUCCAUCACCGCCACCCUUGCCGCCUCGACCUCGUGCUGGCUCGUCGGCAUCGCUGGCCGCUCCCGGCUUGGGACUUGGCCCUUCUCAGACCUCGUCGCCCAGUCAUCGCCCAUCAACAUCCGGAUCCAGCUUUGCUACCCUUUUUGGAGGAAGCGGUCGAGAGAAGAAGCAGCGAGGCCCCGUCGCAGCCGCCCAGGCUGCCUUCCAGACUACAGCGAGCGACUCUGCCGAGGAUGUCGGCACUACCGGCUGGGACGAACCCGCUGCCACCGACACAGCUCCCCGCGGACCGCGUAAGAUUCAUAUCAUCCUGAUCGACCGGCCGCUGCGACGCUCACGUGCACUACGAGGCAUGGCCUAUUCAAUUCAAGCACGCCUCCGUGCUGCUCUGGAGCGCGAGGCGGCCGUCCCUCCCUCGAUCGGCGAAGAGAUAGGCAGCUUUGCCAGCGGAUUUUAUCCGGUCAUUGAGUCAGGCAGUGGCCAAGGAGGAAAGGCAGGACGCAAAAGCGGCGGUGGAGCCGCAGUCCCAACCGGUACGGCGCGUGACCUCCUUCCCGCCAUCCCCUACACCGCACAGCCGGACCAUCUGCAGAUGUCGUUCCAAUCCCUCUACUCUCAGACGCAGCAAGCACUGGAAGAGGCGCACCGCAAGGUCAACGGAUGGGACGAUGAUCGAAGUGUGGAGAAUACUGUUCGCGUCCAAAUGGAGAGCAUCGAGGCGCUGCUGACUGAGGAGGUGUACGACCGCAUCUUUUCCCCUCCUCACUCCACCGACCAGCAAAGCGACGAGAACCUUUCAUCGCGCAUCGCAGCCCUCAAUGUCCUCGGGCUAGAUUGGGAUGGAUUGGGCAUCCGCAUACCCGUCGGCGAAGCUGGUGAAGUUGUACGUCGCGGAUUGGACGCUAUCCUGGCAUCAUGCGAGGCAGAGUUGAACUUGCUGCAGACGCAGGAAUGCUUUGCGCCGAGACGCAAAUUGGACGUCCUGGUAAGCGUGCAUCGCAUCGUGGUGGAUGGUCUAGCCAAGCUGCCUGCUGUUGAGCUCAAAGAUGGCAAUGAGUCUGAGGCUGCCCUGGCAGCUACGACCUCGACAGCCCCUGAGGCUUCAGCUUCUGUCUCUGGCUGGGAUGAAUCUCCGUCCAACCCUCCGGCAGCACCAAGCGGCAAUACCACCUCCGCCGACUUGAUUCUCCCCCUGCUCAUCCGUCUCCUCAUCAAAGCGAACCCACCUUCACUCAACUCCCACCUCAACUUUGUCCAACGCUAUCGUUCCGAAUCUCUCCUCCGUGACGGUGGAGGGGAGACGGCCUAUUGCUUGAUCAACUUCCAAGCCGCUGUUCAAUUUGUUGAGAAUGCACGGCCGGCGGAGUUGGGGUUGGAGGACACGGUCAGAGGUGGGCUUGACCCUACUUCGAGCGCGAUGGGAUCAACGACGGCGACUACGGAUGCACAGGCGAGUGCAGACGCUCACGCUGACGCAGGCCGGCUGUCAGCGAUCGAGCUUCUAAAAAACGUCAACGCCGUCCAGCCUCCAACCGACCCGGCAUCCCCACAACGCCCGUCCCCUCAGCAGUCUAUUGCCUCGAACGCGGUGAUAGGCAACGUGGCUGGCCGAAUGAAGGGAUUGAGCGGGGUCGUCAACUCCUCCUUUUCUGUGCUGGGCAAAGUGAUUGGUUCAGGUGCUUCGGCGGGGAUGGAGGCUUGGGAUCGCAGCUCAAAAGGCGUAGAGGGUGGAAUGAGGACACUGGAUGAUAUUCGGGGAUUGCUGGGACGAGGUGCGGCGACCGGUGCGGCAGGGGGAGAGAAGUCGAGCUUGGCGGCCGCUGCGGCCCUGGGAAAGGGAGCAGGAGGCACAGAUUAUGGACAGGAGGCCACGGGGGACCAAAGUGGAUGGGAUGCGCCGUUCACGCCUGCGCCAGCUACGACCAGCACAACCACGGCAAGCGCAAGUGCUGCUCCUAAACCGAGUCUCAGCGAUCGUCUCGCAGGACUCAAUCGUCGCUUCGCCUCACCAGGUUCGGCAGAACAACCGCUCCCGCCAGGAGUGAUCUCGAAGGACGGUGCUCUGCCUAAGCGACCGCCUCUCAUGAGCAACGCGGGGGGAAGUGCGGGAACUACUGGGUCUACGUUGGGGUUGACCAGGGCGACCACAACAGCAGACACGGCACCUCAGCCCCUCCAACCCCCUCCCGCCAUGUUCAACGACACGGUCGCUCCUUCCACGGCGGAUCUUCCAGCCUCGCUUCGUUCUCCCUACCCACCCGUUCCCCGACCACCGACCUCUGCCCGGCCCCUGCACGUUGUACUCGCCUCAUCAGGGAGUGUGGCAUCAAUCAAGGUGCCGCUCCUCGCUGAGGCUCUCCUUGCCCUGGGCCACGUGAGGGUACAAAUUGUAGCCACGAAGCCCUCCCUACACUUCUACGAGGAGGAGGGGGUGCGCGCUCUCGGGCAUGAUGCCGACAAUGCCGACGAAGCUGCGUACACGGUCAAGGACCUGGCGGCAGAGAAUCUUGCUGCUUCUCGCCGAGGUAGCCUGGACUCCUCCGGCUCAAUUCAAGAUCCGGCAGCGAUUCCCGCGAAGCGUCCGCGCUGCCAUCUCUGGAAGGAUGAGGAUGAGUGGACGCAGUGGUCGACCGUAGGCGACCCGAUCCUCCACAUCGAGCUACGCCGAUGGGCAGACAUCGUCCUUGUGGCGCCAUGCAGCGCAAACACUUUGGCGAAGAUUGCUGGAGGAUUACCUCCUUCCUUCGCGCACUUUCCCCCACGACCCCCACGCUUCUCUUCCCAGCCAUGA